Seminavis robusta is the source of this 2568-nucleotide messenger RNA. Lineage: Eukaryota; Bacillariophyta; Bacillariophyceae; Naviculales; Naviculaceae. The record is from the annotation of a GenBank genome assembly.
AUGGGAGCACGUCGACAAGAAUUGCCAUACUUUUGCAAGCUGGCCGGUUCCAACAAGCAAGUAGCAGCUCGCGUGGUUCGGUCGCGCCUUGACGAGAGCAAGUUCUGUGAACAAGUAUGCUCGGUGUUGUUGUCAUCCGACAAUGAUAACACUGAAAACGAUGACAAGAUCAUUUUCUACGUGACGAGUGUUGUGGACUUUGUGAGCGAGUGGCGGCUCUUUUUGGGAGACGGCAAGGUGUGGGGUUGCCAAGAGUACAGCGAGUACAUGGUAGGCCGUCGACUCAGCAACCAUGAUCAUCGUGAUGGAAGAAGAAUGCUGGAAAUCAAGGACGUGAAGGGAGGCGUCCCGCAAGAUAUUGUUGACUCGGUUCUUGCAGCGUCCAGCUCAAUAGGCUUUGUAGUGGCAGACGUUGGCUUGACCUCAGAGGGAAAGUGGUGUCUUGUGGAGUGCAAUCCACCGUUCGCUUUGAGCUCAUACGGCUUGCCGGUUGAUCUGUAUGUGCAGUAUUGCGUUGCCGCUUGGAAGAGCGUCCAAGCAGCUGUCCAAACUCAGAAAGAGGGGCAUACUAAUACCAAUUUAAACGAUCCGCCUCAAAUGGCUUGCAGCAAGAAUAGCUCUUUUGAAGAAUAUGUAUUUCCAACCAUCAGGCGCCUCUCUCACCGACCCACCAAAGAGAACUGGUCGUGGUCGUCUGUCGUGGAGAAUGAGGUGGGCGUGAGCAAACACCAAACACCAAACACCAUGACGACUCGCCGCUAUUCUGCUCCCUUCCACACACGGAUAAAGAACACGAUAUCAGAUGUAGCUGAGUGCUGUUAUCGCCAAGGUCUUCGUGUGGUCAGACCCUUGCGGUAUUGGAAUUGGCUGUCUCUGCUGAGAUUCGCCCACGCUACGCUGCUCCUGCACGGUUUUGCCGUCUUUUUCUUGACCAACCGACUGCUAAAGAACGAUUCUACUCCGCCAUACAGUGGCAGCAGUACUGUAGCGGCAGCAGGAGCUGCCAGUGGCAGUAGUAUCAUGUUCUUUCGAAGAAUUCCCUGGCUCCGCCAUUUGCCUCCCCGCAACCCCCACGACGCUUCAUUACAGCUGAGUUGGUUCGCUUAUUGCGUGAUUGGUGGUGGAUUUCCUUUCUAUGCGGUGCGACAUCCCAAUCCAGCCACGGCAACUGGAUUCUUCCGGGCAUACCUUCAUCCAUCUGUCUAUUGGGGAUUUCUGGGUGUCUACAAAAUAGUCUGGAGCACCUACCAAGCCGUCCGCGUAGCAUCCUUUUUGACAGAUCCACGCUCCACUGCCAGCAAUUACAAAUGGCUGUUUCUUCCUACCAAAACCAUUCUGCCCUAUAUUCAGAGAGAACGUAUUUUACAGUUACAAAAUCUUCGUUACCAGCACCAAUGGAGUAUCAUUCAAAAAGAAUUGGAUGAUCCCAUCAAUCAACGCGAAAUCAAAGCACUACGCAUUGACAACCGAUGGGUAGCCAUGGGGCCUUUGGGGUCAGCCAUUCAGGAUAUUCUGGAUGAAGCCCGGGAACUUGUGCUGCUCAGACCCAAUCAAGUCAUUUCCUUCUUCGAACGUCUAGGAAGAUCUUUCCAUGCAUUAGAGGAAAUUUCUGUGGCCAUGACCCUCUCCUUGCCCCUAGCAGCCAUCAAUCAACUCUUAGAAUCGGCUCCUAAUCUAUCCUAUUUGCGACUGGAUGGAGUGGCAUUUUCCGUGCAUGAUCUACAACCUGAUUUGCUAGAGUUUGGAAGAUCAUUGCAUGGGCUAGUCUGGCAUUUGCAGGGUGAUGGGGACAACAAUAGCAACAACAACGGAAGGUCCUGUUUGGCACUCAAGACGUUGAAGUUGGAACACUGCCGAUUGGAAAAUGAUGAACCCGAUCCACAGCUUCGACAACGCUACAGUAUGGAUCUAUUGUUGGCACCGGCCAUUUACGCCGCCUUGAUGCCGCCCACCCGUCUGCGUUUGCAGCAUUUGACGCUUUGGGUCAAGUGCCAGAGAAUUUCAGCCUUGGAAUUGGCCGUGGCGCUUCGUGACAAUACGUCCUUGAAAUCGUUGGAUUUGUAUUUCACACGCGACAAGAGCAGUGAAGUGGAUGAGGAUGGCAAUAAUAGCGAUGUGGAAGAAGAUCCAGCAGAAUGGGUUGUCUUACCCUUGGCGCAAGUGUUGCAGCAUCGCAACACUACUCUUACCAAGCUAUCCCUGCAAUUACCCACUGGUCUGUACCGUGGUGGAUACAGCCAUCGAGCUUUGCGGAGAAUGAUGGUGCACAAUGAGACUCUUCAAGAGUUGCACGUGAUUCGAGUGGACCGACAAAAGCGCAUUCGAAUUCCCGAAGUGGACUUUUAUUUGCAUCUCAAUCAACUUGGUCGUCGAGAGUUUCGAAUCGAAUGUGCCGCCGGUGAUUGCCAUGAUUGUGGCAACGAACUCUAUCAGGCAACAUUGAAACGUUGGGUGGAAAGUUUGAUUCAGGAACGACGCAAUACUGCCGUGGUAUAUUACUUUUUGUCCCUCAAUCCAUCGUUGCUGUUACCAUCCAUUGGUAGAAGUCGCCGUGAGGGGCGACGCUAG